AUGACAAACACAAACCGAACAUUAGUUGACUGGCUGGACGACCUCUGCGUGCGCUUCAUUGUCAACCUUCCCAAUGAAGAACUGCAGUCGGUGGAGCGAAUAUGCUUCCAGAUCGAGGAAGCCCAAUGGUUCUACGAAGACUUCAUCCGUCCCCUCGACCCCAACAACCUGCCCUCGAUGCAUCUGCGCAAGUUCUCCCAGCUCAUGUUCCAGCACUGCCCGCUCUUCUCUGCAUACUCCGAGGAGCUGCACCAGCAGGCCUACGAGCAGUUCCUCGCCUACAAGACACGGGUCCCGGUGCGCGGGGCCAUCAUGCUCAACGAGGAAAUGACACACGCCGUACUCGUCAAGGGCUGGAAGAAGGGUGCAAAAUGGAGUUUCCCACGAGGAAAGAUCAACAAGGAAGAGGCCGAUCUCGAUUGCGCCGUACGAGAAGUUUGGGAGGAGACAGGCUUCGACCUGAGGAAGGCUGAUCUGGUCGAGCCGGACGAACACAUGAAGAAGAUCACCGUCACGAUGCGCGAGCAGAGUAUGAUGCUGUACGUCUUCCGCGGUGUACCCAUGGACACGUACUUUGAGCCACAGACGAGAAAGGAAAUCUCAAAGAUCGACUGGUACAAACUCACCGAUCUACCUACCUUGAGGCGGAAGAACCAGGUGCAACAGCAGCAGGGCAAUGGACAAGAUCUGAUCAAAGAGAGCAGCUUCUACAUGGUCGCGCCGUUUUUGGGGCCUCUGAAGCAGUGGAUCAAGCAGCAGCACAAGCUUGGAAGGCAACGAGCACGGAACAGCGCCCACAUGGCUCCAGCACCAGUAGCAGGGACCGAUGAUGAGCAUGUUCAAUCUUCGUUAUACGAGACUACGGCCGACGAAGCAGCUCCCGUCGCAGAUGCGCAGGUAGCCAGCAACUUUGCAGAUAUGGUGGCCCGGUUGGGUCGCGGUCACCGCCCGAGCGACUCCUACCCAGAGCUGUCCCAAGAGCACCAGGCACCACCACAACAGAGUCAGGAUCCGGCAGAAGCGCUCAAACGCCUACUCAGCGUAGGCAUGCAAUCACCGCCCGUGGAAGCCCCUAGCCAGCCACCACCUCAAGGAAACCCGCUUCUGGCCUUGUUCAAGCAAGGCAACAACCAACAUGCGGGAAACCAGCAGCCUCGGACGCCAUUUGAGCAGAUCAUGUCCCCGCCUGUGCAGCCGUCAAGCCCUCAUGGUCAACACGGCCCUAGGCCUCCCCAAAUGGGCAAUAUGGGGCCUCCGCCGCCCUUCUUCCCACCCCACCAAGGUCUGCCGUUUCCAGGGCCUCCAGGCCACAUGCAUGGCAUGCAACCACCACCGCCUCAUAUGUCGCCUCAUUUCAUGCAUCAGCUACCGCAACAACAACAACAACAACAACAACAACAACAACAACAGCAGCAGCAGCAGCAGCAUAUGUUUUCACCCCAUCCACCUAACAUGCAGCAAGCGUUUGAUCAACGCAAUUCGCGGCCGGAAUUCCAAGAGAUUGGCGAUUCACAAUUUGCAAGCGGAAAUGGUAGACCGGCGAUACCACCGGCAUCCAAGUUGCCCGCACCGAAUCUCAAUGUGCAUGCACUUGGACUGCUGAGUUCGUUCAAGAAUGAUAAUCAACAGCCUACUUUCCCGCCAUCGCCCCAGACUACGAUCGCUGCUCCACUACAUCGAAGCCAACAAACAACGCCGAGAAUACAACACCCAAUGCCUCAACACAGGCCACACGGUCUUGUAUCACCGCAAGCACAAUUCAUCCCUAGUCCGCCACAGUUUCAGUCACCUCCUAUCAGUUCAAGCUUCGAACCUGAACAGCCCAAGCCAAGGAACGCCCAUCAAGAUUCUUUAUUGAGCAUGUUCAAAUCUACACCACCGCUUCCAAGUCCGCAGCCCCCGCCUGCAGAGCUGUCUGCAUUCCCCACUACGCCAGCAUACGUUUCUGCGCAACCUGUCGCGAAUCCUUCCAGACAGCCCAAUGCGGCUCUUCUUGCUGUAUUCAACGCUCCAUCAAACAAGACAAAUAUGACGUCGGCUACUGUGAGCGGACCAGUCAAUGCCCCGGAUUUCGAUACUAUGAAGAAGAACAGACAAGCGACAAAUGGCACUUCACGCGGACCGUCGCCUGCCACUAACAUGCCCUUUAUGCCUCAGCAGAUACUCAAGCGUACGCCGCAAGCUUCACCUAAACCUACGCCGCCGGUGGAAGUAUCUGGAUCGCCGCAAAUGGCGUUCCAGCCCCAGAUCCUGAAAAGGCCUCAACAACAGAUGAAGGUGCCAGGGCAGGCAGGUAUGUGCAUCCUCAUGCUAACUCCAAUCUUUGCUAUAACGCAUCUUACUGAUUAUCCAUGUCGUAUAGCUUCAGGAGAGCCGACAUCGCACAAACAAGGCUUGCUGGACAUGUUCAAGGGUUCUUCUCCACAACCUCCACCAGCUCAACCCGCGGUAUUACCAUCUCGCUCGCCUGCUCCUCCACCCUUAUCCGAUAUGGACCGUCGUGAAUCCGUACCUGCAGCCCAGAAGAACGCCCUGCUCUCCCUAUUCGGCAACAAACCAUCACCAUCUCCCAAACCCCAAACGCAGAGCCCGAUCCCACCAGCCCGCUCUCCUUUGCCGCCCACUCCCAAGACAACCGUGUCUGGUCUCGUCAGCCCAGUCAGCCCGCUGCCUACGAACGGUAGUGUAGGUGCAACUAGCCCGGAAGGAAUUGCGAAUAGGAGUCGUAUCAGCAGCAUCGGAGACGGAACAGCGCCCAGCAUCGUCAUACCACCCACAAGUCACCCAGUAGACGCAGGUGUUGGCCUGCCUCAGAACGAAGGUGUCAGUCUUGUUGGUCUUGGUGGUCAAGCUAGAACAGGAAGCACAGGCGAGGGUAAGAGUCCUGUGGAUAAGACUUUCCUGCUGGGUUUUUUGGAAGACGUAGCUAGACGUGGACGCUGA
This is a messenger RNA of Alternaria atra, 2943 nucleotides long. RefSeq lists its product as uncharacterized. NCBI's taxonomy places the organism in Eukaryota, Fungi, Ascomycota, Dothideomycetes, Pleosporales, Pleosporaceae. Gene Ontology annotation, cellular component: cytoplasm; P-body. Gene Ontology annotation, molecular function: 5'-(N(7)-methylguanosine 5'-triphospho)-[mRNA] hydrolase activity; manganese ion binding; RNA binding. The record is from RefSeq and is a predicted model, not a curated record. The coding region runs from base 1 to 2943 and encodes 980 amino acids. Gene Ontology annotation, biological process: deadenylation-dependent decapping of nuclear-transcribed mRNA; nuclear-transcribed mRNA catabolic process, nonsense-mediated decay. The transcript has a single exon.